CAUUUCAGCCUUUCCCUAUUCGUCCUCGACAAAUACCCUUCUCGGCACGGGCCCUAGGCCCUAGUAGAGCGUGGGCAGGAUCAUAAGUUCCCUGACCUCACAAUAGCCCCUCAAAAUCCUGCUAUUUGGCUCCUCGUACGGAUAUGAGAGUUUUGAUGACAUCAGACAUCUGUCAAUGCCUGUCAAUCCUUAUCACCUAUCGGUUCCCGAGACUUUUCGUCUGCCCGAGACACGUUCCUGGAGACUUUGGAAGGUGAAACGUGGCGUCAUUAAAUGCGGGCGGCUCUGUGUUUCCCACGUUUUACGGCAUGAUGGAGAUCUAACGGUGGGGAUUCCUUGGCCUUUAUGGGCGGGAAAAUUCGUGCAGUUACUCUCAAUAGAAGCAUAAAUGAUUUUUGGAACGGAUUUAUCUCUUCAGUUUUGCACAUAAGAGUUCUAGCGCGUAUACCCUGGGUUCAUCUGAACUUUCGUCCAAACUCAAGUCUAUCUCUAGCACAAAAAGCAUGUCUGAAACGUCUUUCCUCUUUUCUGUAAGUUCCCUGCCUCCAUUAACUCGUGCUUUUUCUUUUCUGGGUUUAUUUUUCUCUGGUUCCCUUUUUUCUCCCGCCAUUGGUUGAGUUUGUUUAGUAACUCGUAGAGAUGGUUAAAUUGAAACUGAGGAAAUUAGUUGAUACUGAGGAGGCGAUGGAAAAGUUCAUUGCCGAUUACAGGAUUCCUCCCAACGUAAGUCUGAGGCAUUGUAAGAUGGGGGAGUGAUACUAUCUGAGGGGAAUGGGCGAGGUGGUAAUUCCUGUCCUCGCCUUCGUAGAGGGGGGUAUGAGAAUCCCCAUGGGGCUGGUAACGAAGGGUUACCUCAGGCACUUCCGACUAGCCCCCACCUAGUGCACCGGCAACAUGUUUAGGAUUCUGGGUUGUGUGGAUGCCUUAAACGAAAAGAUGGGGCUAAGAUUGACCCACCACGACGUGAAUUGGUGCUAUAAUCUCCAAAUUUUGAAGGGGAAAUCCUACUUUAUGAAGACGAGAGACUAGAGGGUUCGACUAAUUCAAUACCUCCCUGAUUCCAACAAGGGAUUAAACAAGGAUUUCCUUAUCGUCUUCGGUGAAUGGCAUGAUGGCGAUCCGUGCCCCACGGUAGAAGGAGAACCAGGUGGGGUAUAGAGAAUGGAAGGGAGCUGACCCUUUGCGCCAUUCUAAUUUGAUGUGGUUCGGUAACUAACCAUGCGCAUGUGUUUUUUGCAGAUCCACACGCUUUUUACUGGCACUUUCACCUAGUUAACCGGGUGGACUUGGAGACUAUUCUUCAAGUGGCAGUUUUCGUAAAUGAUGGAGAUGGUCAAGUCCGAACCGCUCACAAAAUCUUAGGGUACGCUCCCCUUCAAAAGUCAUUUGCCGACCCCAGGCACGUGAUCAGCGCCAGCCGUCCUCGGCUUCCAAAAAUUACCGUGGUCGAAUCAGGAUUUUUAAUUUCUGAAGGAUCAUCUACCCCAGAGGGCAUCCCACUAGUGGACCUCUCCUCCUCUCACCAAGCAGCGGAGGACGAAGGUGAGUUAGAUCGAUCCGAGGAGGGAUUUGGGGUAUUUGACCUAGCCGACCAAUCCGAGAAUCCUUCUGGUGAUAUAGGUGACCCGGCCUUGUCUGAGGCGGAAUUAUCAUUAGUAGGCACAUCUUCCCAAACCGAGAUGGGACUUAAGAGAAAGCCCCUGACCAGCUUAUUCGACCGCCUCGAGGGUCAACCGGGGAAGGGUGCACAAGGAACACCGCAGUCCAGGGCUUCGUCUCCACCACCUCAGCCCCAGACCAUCCAGACUAGGUCAUCCUCCACAAAGUUGCAGCCACAAUCCCCCCACCCCAAACUUCCUGCUCCUCCCCAACUAGCUUUGCCUCCUUAGCCGGGGCCCACUGACUCAAAGAGAAAGAGGAGUCCCAAGGGUAAGGAAGUCAUGGAUGGGGGAAAAUCUCAAUCUUCCAAUGAGAGGGAUGAAGCCUCGCGUGUGAAGCAAUUGAAAAUUGGGAUCCAAAGCAAGGGUAAAGAGACCGAAACCCAAUCCGCCCAAAGCAAGGGAAUGGGGAUCGAAGCCCAAUCCUUGCCAAGCGCUUGGCUUCCCGCCCCAAUGCUCCACGGGGGGCCACUGCUGGAAACCGCGUCCAUGAGGGACCUUGGAGAUGGCGAAGGCGGUUAUGUGGCCGACACAUUAGGGAGAACUAUGCUGCUUCCCAAUGACAUGGAUGAGUUGAAAAAAAUGAGGAUGCAGGAGGUUUUCCUCAGUACGAAGAGGUACUUAGGAAUGGCUCUCCAGGCCACAUAUAGAAUGGAGGAGGAAGUUAACAAGCAGAGUAAGGCCGCCGAGAAUGAACGCUCCAAACGCCUAGAUGCCUCACGGACUCUCAAAACUUCCGAGGAUGACCUCGCAAAGGCUAAGGACGCCUUAAAGGAGGCUAUCCGAGAAAGAGAUAGUGCCUCGACGGGUUUAGAUGAUGCUCAAAAAUAGGCUGAGGAACAAACAAAACGUCUACUCAAAGCCGAGGAUCAGUUGUGAAUAGCCAAGGAGCAGAUCAGUGAUUUAAAGAAGAGACUGAUCUUGGCAGAGAAUGAUAAAGGCGUGGUGGAGUAUGCCCGGGACGAAGUCAUAAGGGCCGAGUGGGAGGCUGAGUUUCCUAGAAACGAGGCUGAAGCUGCUAAGGAAACGGCUGAGGAUGAGGGUUACAACGCGGGGGUAGCUGAAACCCAAGCCUCCCUUAAAGCCCAAAUUCCCGGAGUAUGCAGACUAUACUGCUCCCAGGUUUGGGAAGAGGCCUUAAAGCGAGCUGAGGUGGAUGCUUCGUCUGAUUUGUGGAAAGUGGAGAGCAUAUUUUACCCUACAACCAUCCGUAAGGCCGCCUCCACCAGUUCUGAGGCUGUGAGCGAUCAACAUGAGGAAGGGGUCACUCAGUCGGUAGCUGCACAAGUCGGCGUCCCUCCUGGCGAGUCGCUUAAAGGGGGAGAGCUUCAUGAUGUAAUAGAAGCACCUGAAUGUAUGGAUCCCGAGGUACCCAAAGAGGAUGUUGAGCCUAUGGUCAGCGCUCAGAUCCCUGAUGCCGAAGAGCCAGCCAUACUUGCCCAGCCCCUGCAGGCAAUUCCCCUCGCCGUGGUCCCCAAGAGUACCAACACCGAACCUGCUCAAUCUUCCCCAGAAGGGACUGUUCUCCAGGGCGUUGAAGCUGGUCCUGUUCUGCCUUCCCAAGAUGUGGCCGACACAGAAUUGAAGAAGUAGAAACCCCGGCCAGCCUUCGUAUUUGUUUUUAGUUUAAUGAUUAACUAGUUUUUUCUUUUUUUUUUGAAAACUUUGUAGUCUGUUGGUAGUUUGAACCUGUUGAACACAUAUAUGAAAUUCUUUUCUUCCUCUCUCCUUUUAAUUACUUGUUAGUUGCCCUCGUCGAUACUUACUAUUGUUUAUGAUUUUUGAACUAAUUAUCUUAACAUGUAUGAAUGGUUGUGCAUGCGAUAUAUUUAGAAUCAUGUUUCGGAACGUUAGCUUACCCGCACCUAUAGAGCUUUGAACUCGUGUCUGAACCUCCUUCAAUUGGGAUGUAGGCAUCAUCCGAGACGUUCCGUGUAUUGUUAGGUCCAACUUAGUAUCCAGAUUUCCUUUAAGUAGUUGGCUUCCUUAUAGAUUUGAGUCCGAGAACCAGGCAAUACCUUGGUUCUAUCCAA
Quercus lobata is the source of this 3691-nucleotide messenger RNA. RefSeq lists its product as uncharacterized. The record is from RefSeq and is a predicted model, not a curated record. The coding region runs from base 1941 to 2489 and encodes 182 amino acids. Lineage: Eukaryota; Viridiplantae; Streptophyta; Magnoliopsida; Fagales; Fagaceae. The transcript has 2 exons.